This is a messenger RNA of Fibroporia radiculosa, 3111 nucleotides long. RefSeq lists its product as uncharacterized. Bases 1 to 3111 code for a protein of 1036 amino acids. Gene Ontology annotation, molecular function: small GTPase binding. The transcript is spliced from 20 exons. Gene Ontology annotation, biological process: protein import into nucleus. NCBI's taxonomy places the organism in Eukaryota, Fungi, Basidiomycota, Agaricomycetes, Polyporales, Fibroporiaceae. Gene Ontology annotation, cellular component: nuclear envelope; cytosol. The record is from RefSeq and is a predicted model, not a curated record.
AUGAGUCAUACUGGUGCUCGUUCUGAGACUUUAUCUCCUGAAGAACUCUACGAUGUUGUAGCCCGUGCCGCCUCCCAAGACCCUGCCCAGGUGCAAGCGUCUACAACGAGAUUGAAAGAGAUCAUACAGUUAUUUGGCGCAUAUGAUACACUGCACGAAAUCGCAGCGCAGCGGACAGUCCCAUUAGCGGUUCGUCAACAAAGUAUCAUCCAGUUCAAAAACGCUGCGGUAGCCCAUUGGAAAUCAAGGAAGUAUCUAUCAGACGAACAAAGAACCCGUAUUCGAGCACGUUGUCUUGCUUUGCUUGAUGAACCAGAUGACGUUGUGAGCGUCUCCGGUUCCGUUGAACGUUUACAGGUCAUAUUGAUCCUAAUGGUCUUACUUAAGAUCGCAGACUGCAACGAGUACAUCAUUGGAAGAAUCGCCCGUCACGACUUUCCCUUAAAUUGGCCCAAUUUAGUUCCCGACUUAAUGGAAAUCAUCAACUUCAAUCUGGAGGCGCGUUACAAAGCUGCAGGUCCAUAUUCUGCCGUGAGACUUCGUCGAAGCUUGGAGACUUUGAACGCUAUUGCGAAGGAAAUGGGGAGCGCCAAAUUGCCGAGUGGUGUUAAAGCCAUGGGCAGUUUGGUUGAGCAGUUACAGGUUCCCCUUCAAAAUAAUUAUAUAACCAUCUCGACGUCAUUCAUGUCAAUCAAUCCUUCGACAAUCAAUCUUAUUGGCACAUCUGAAGAUCUAUUAUUUGGCCAUCUCUUGUUCAAAUGUAUCGUGAAGGUGGCGGUCUGGACAUGGAACCGUGUCGUAAAUCACAAGCAACUAUUUCAGGCGUCUGCUUUGCAGCUUCGGACUCUUUCGGAACUCAGAAUUGAGCUCCUCCUUUCACUGCAGGCUACAUCGGCAGAUGUACUUUCUCUGCGGUCUGUGGAUAUCCUCACUCGCCAUGUUCGACUAUUCGGCAAAUUCUUUCGUCGCCUUCAACAACUCUCUAUACCGCGAUUCGUAAAGCUUCCGAUGUGCACCGACUUGGUAUUGUACUACUGGAGUAAAGUAGUGCAAGCCUCGGAUACUCCUGCAGCUUAUAUUGCAGAUACAGCAUCAGCAGUAUUCCCGGUCCGCUUUCUGGUGCAGGCUAUGGUCCUUUUCAAAGAGAGUCUUCCACAGUGGGCGCCGGUGAAGAGAGAUGGCACGCAGAAUGCGCAAGCGUUAUCUAAAGAGUUCGUAGAAGACGCUGUGCGGUUACUCGUCACCCGCUUCAUACCCUUAAAUCCGGAAGACUUAGAAGAAUGGAUGGCUGAUCCAGAAGGCUGGGUAAACGUUGAGGAACAAGAUAAUGAGCAAUGGGUAUUCGAAGUUCGACCGUGUGCAGAGCGGGUUCUCAUGACACUGGCCAAUAAUUACGCAGCGGACGUAGUUCCUCUCCUCGAGACGACAUUCAAGCAGGUUGUUGGUCAGCACCCCACUGAUCUUCCUGGCGUCAUUCAGCGAGAAGCCCUCUAUUGUGCCAUCGGUCGAUGUGCUCAUAGGAUGAAAAAGGUCAUUCCGUUUGAACAAUGGCUGAGUCACACUUUAGUGCCAGAGGCGCAGGAGAUGAAUCCUAGUUACCCCAUUUUGAAACGUCGCAUUGCAUGGUUGAUCGGCAAGUGGAUUUCGGAUAUGUGUUAUCCCGCGAAUAAUCCGACACUAUGGCAAAUAUUACUGUAUUUGUUACAAGACCGAGGUCCAGGAACAGAUGAAGUCGUAAGACUCACUGCGGCAAUCUCUCUACGGGAAUGUGUUGAUAGUUUGGAAUUCGAAGUUGAUACAUUCGCACCAUUCCUUGCGGGUAUCGUCAGCGAGAUGGUACGGCUGAUUGGUGAAGCCGAAACAUUAGAGAGCAAGCGCCGGAUUUCUAGCAGUCUCAACACAAUCAUCGAGAGAGCUGGGACUAGAAUUGUACCGCUCGUCGGAAUGGUUGCCGAACCACUUCCACAUUUGUGGACAACUGCGGGAGAAGAUUGGCUGUUCAAAUCCUCUUUAUUGGAAACACUCACCAACCUGAUUAAGUCCUCCAAGGAGCAUUCGGUAUCUCUGAGUAAUCUUGUUGUCCCACUCGUCCGUGACAGCUUUUCGCCUGGGGCUCAGCAAAACUUAGAUGAGGAUGCCUUAAUUCUGUGGCAAGCAGCACUUCGUGACACAAUUACCAUCGAGGGUGUGAAUGGCGGGGCAGGUUUGAUUGAUCUCUUCCCCCUCGCUAUAUCAUUGCAAUCCGAAAAUCUGGACCUGUUGGGUAAGAUCAUGAACAUAAUUGAGUCUUACAUUUUAUUGGAUGCCCUCCAAAUACUUCAACGUAUCGCUGUGGAUAUGUUCCGUGCCUUCCUACAAGCUAUGAAUCAAGCAACAGAGAUCAAUGUCAUGCAUAUGGCGACAAGUUUAACAUUGAUCGCACAAGUUGCGCCGUCAUCGCAAUGGGGUGAAGCUUUGCAUGUGUCCGGCCUAUUCGCAUUCAUCUUGAAGAUCCUCACUGACGAGGGAGACAAGGCCUCGACUGCACUCCUGACGGAAUGCAUAUAUUUGUUAGCUCGAAUGGCGAUUUCCGAUAAGCAGAUGUUCCUCCAGCUGAUGUCCGCGACAGCUCAAUCUCAAGAUAUAGCAGAGACAAAACUGUGGGAAGUUGCCCUAGACCAAUGGUGGACAAGGUUUGAUAACAUGUCCGAACCUCGUCUCCGGAAACUGGCUGCUAUGGGAAUUGCAACUUUGGUGUCAACGGGGCGUCCAGAAGUACUGGGCCGACUCUCAACGGAGAUCUGUAACCUCUGGCUGGAUGUCUUUAGUGAAAUCAAAGAGUCUCUGAAGUCGAGCGAAAAUGAUUCUACCGGAUCACCCUUAACAUUGUACUGGGACAAACCGUUGGAUUCCUUUUACCAAGACUCAGAAGGGACGUUAGAAUAUCAACGCCGCAAAGCCUUAUUCGACAAUGAUCCGGUUCGUACGACACAGCUUACGGAGUUCAUCGCUGCUCGUGUGCAAGAAGCCGAGGUUGCAUGUGGUGGAUCAGCUAAUCUCCAGACGUUAUAUCUGUCGAAGGCAGAUCCACUAGUUUUGAAGCAAAUCCAGGCCGAACUGAUAGGCAGAUAG